AAUAGUUCAUUUCUAUCGAUUUCCGGUUAUCGCUGUAUUAAACGAUUAUUUCACGAAAAUGCUGCCACUAUCACUUUUAAAAACAGCACAGAGCCAUCCCAUGUUGGUGGAGCUGAAAAAUGGUGAAACAUACAAUGGUCAUUUGGUCAGUUGCGACUCAUGGAUGAAUAUUAAUCUGCGCGAUGUUAUUUGCACUUCAAAGGAUGGCGAUCGGUUUUGGCGCAUGCCCGAAUGUUAUAUUCGAGGGAGCACCAUUAAAUAUCUGCGAAUUCCUGACGAAGUAAUCGACAUGGUCAAGGAGGAUGCGCAGGCCAAGUCGAGGAAUCGCACAGAGAUGAACAAAAACCGCGGAGGCAACGCGUCGCAGAAUCAGCGCGGCGGACGCCCUGGUGGUGGCAACCGAAACAAUGUCGGCAAUCGUCCCGGCCAAGGAUAUGGAGGUCCUGCCAACAACGCGAUGCGCCUGGGAGGAGCUGCUGGCCAAGGGAAUCGCCUGCCCCACGCCGCCAAAAAUAGGAAAUAGUGGCUUGGAUCGUAGUAAUAAAUUCUUUUCAACCAUUUCAAGUCACGUAUUUAUUAUUAAAAAGUUGACAUUUUUACACAGUCUCGAUAAUUUCA
Molecule: messenger RNA, 618 nt
Organism: Drosophila yakuba
Lineage: Eukaryota; Metazoa; Arthropoda; Insecta; Diptera; Drosophilidae
Product: U6 snRNA-associated Sm-like protein LSm4
Exons: 4
Coding region: 59-523 (154 amino acids)
Biological process (GO): P-body assembly; spliceosomal snRNP assembly; nuclear-transcribed mRNA catabolic process
Cellular component (GO): P-body; U6 snRNP; spliceosomal tri-snRNP complex
Molecular function (GO): U6 snRNA binding
Source: RefSeq, a predicted model, not a curated record